AAUGUCAAAACAGAGACCGACGAGACUAACCAGUCGAGCUGUUGUAGAAGUGCAUGAUUUUUAUCACCACACAUUUACAAAAAAUAACAUCAUAUCCCAUUUACAGGACGUGAACUGCACUAUUAUUCAAAGCGGAAGAAGCAGAGAACCUCAAGCUGUGUUGAAUCUCUCGCUCAUUUGACAUGCUGUCGCUCACAUUACAGCGGAUUCCUGCUUUCACCUCAUCAUUAUUCUGCAGAUGUAGCUCAAAACUCCUUCAACGACACUGCAGUCGCAUGUUGUCCAAGAAAACGAGAGUAUCCGAUGCGCUCGCAAGCAAAGAGUCAGGAUCACAUGUUAGAAUACAGGGCUGGGUUCGAUCCGUCAGGCCACAGAAAGACAACCUCUUCUUACAUGUGAACGAUGGAAGUUCAUUGCAACCUCUACAGGUUGUUGCCAGCUCACACCUGAAUACCAGAGACCUCACAUUUGGCUGUGCUGUUGACAUCACUGGCACCUUAGAGAAGAGUCCAAAUAAGAAACAGAAUGUGGAGUUAAAAGCUGAGCGCAUUGAAGUGGUUGGAGAAUGCAAUCCUGUGGACUUUCCUUUCAAGAUCAAGGAGCGUCAUUCUCUGGAGUACACCAGGCAGUUUCCUCACCUCAGAUGCCGAACAAAUGCCUUCAGCUCCCUGCUCAGGAUACGCAGUGAGGCUACAAAUGCUAUCCAGUCGUUCUUCAGGGAGAACGGUUUUGUGCAGAUACACACACCAGUAAUCACCUCAAAUGACUGUGAGGGAGCUGGAGAACUCUUCCAAGUUGAGCCUGCAGGUGAUAAAAAAGACUCAGAUGACCCCAACCCACAUUUCUUCUCAGUGCCAGCUUACCUAACAGUCUCAGGACAGCUACACCUGGAGGUGAUGGCAGGGGCUUUUUCAGCAGCGUACACAUUCGGUCCUACAUUCAGAGCGGAGAACUCUCAAAGCAGGAGACACUUGGCAGAGUUUUACAUGGUAGAGGCAGAGAUUGCCUUCACUGAGUCACUAGACGACCUGAUGAAGGUAAUGGAGAAUUUAUUCAAGGCGACGACAGAGCAUGUGCUGUCCCAUUGCGCAGAGGACGUUGAGUUAUUCCACAAAUAUAUGGCACCAGGACACAGGGACCAAGUGGAUCUCAUGUUGAAAAGAAAAUUUUAUGUCAUUUCUUACACUGAGGCGAUAGACAUUCUGAAGAGCAGUUCACAGGACUUUACAUUCAGUACCGAGUGGGGCUGUGAUCUUCAUACAGAACAUGAGAAGUUCCUAGUGAAACAUUGUGGAAACGUCCCAGUGUUUGUCAUUAACUAUCCCUAUGAGCUAAAGCCUUUCUAUGCCCGAGACAACCAGGACCAGCCCAAGCACACUGCAGCUGCCGUAGACCUCUUGGUGCCUGGAGUCGGGGAGCUUUGCGGUGGAUCCCUGAGAGAAGAGAGAAUAGAAGUUCUGAGCCAACGACUAGCACAGGCUGGAUUGAAGGACACAUAUGAAUGGUAUCUGCAGCUGAGAGAGUUUGGCUCUGUCCCACAUGGUGGUUUCGGUAUGGGCUUUGAGAGGUACCUGCUGUGCAUUCUGGGACUCCACAAUAUCAAAGAUGUGAUUCCAUUUGCAAGGUUCUCACACUCCUGCCUCCUUUGAAAUUAAAGAAAAAGAAUGAUUGAA
Messenger RNA from Rhinichthys klamathensis goyatoka, 1673 nucleotides. It is a transcript of the gene nars2, whose product is annotated as asparaginyl-tRNA synthetase 2, mitochondrial. The transcript is spliced from 14 exons. NCBI's taxonomy places the organism in Eukaryota, Metazoa, Chordata, Actinopteri, Cypriniformes, Leuciscidae. The coding region runs from base 183 to 1649 and encodes 488 amino acids. The record is from RefSeq and is a predicted model, not a curated record. Gene Ontology annotation, biological process: asparaginyl-tRNA aminoacylation. Gene Ontology annotation, cellular component: mitochondrion. Gene Ontology annotation, molecular function: ATP binding; nucleic acid binding; asparagine-tRNA ligase activity.